AUGGACAGGGCCGCGGUCGCAAGGCUGGCCGUUCCUGUCACUGUGCUCACUCUCAGCGUCUCUCUGCUCUGGUAUAUCUGGCCGAAGAAGCGCAGAGUUUUUCUGGCGCGGGAGCGGAAACGAGCGAGGAUUGCCGAGGUGAGGGAGCUGUCGCCCGACACGAAGCUCUUCCGGAUAUCCCUGGGAGCGCCGGAUACCAUUUUGGGCCUUCCUGUGGGCAAGCACAUCACUAUCUUUGCACCCAACCCUGAGACGUGCCUCAAGAAUGGAACCUGGAACGGCAAACCCGAUCCAGAUAGAGGCAACCAGGAGAUUGAGAGGAAGUACACGCCGGUGACAGGUAACGAGACGCCUGGCCACGUUGACCUCGUGAUCAAGGUCUACCGCCCCGGUUCGACCAAGAUGCCCGAUGGGAUAUCCAUGGGGGUACGGUGGCGGAUUUGGACAGCAAGAUGCCUGGCGAUUUCAUCGAAAUCAUGGGCCCGUUGGGCUUGA
Prorocentrum cordatum is the source of this 495-nucleotide messenger RNA. Lineage: Eukaryota; Dinophyceae; Prorocentrales; Prorocentraceae. The record is from the annotation of a GenBank genome assembly.